Molecule: messenger RNA, 6914 nt
Organism: Anopheles arabiensis
Lineage: Eukaryota; Metazoa; Arthropoda; Insecta; Diptera; Culicidae
Product: leucine-rich repeat neuronal protein 2-like
Exons: 5
Coding region: 358-1941 (527 amino acids)
Cellular component (GO): extracellular matrix
Molecular function (GO): protein binding
Source: RefSeq, a predicted model, not a curated record
CGCUCCCGCGAGAGUGUUGCUCGAGACACACGCGUGUUAAGAAACAGCAUAAAUGCUAGACUGACCUUCGGCUUAAAGGUUGGAGUUGGUGAGAGGGAGAAAGGGGGUGGGAAAAGUGCCUCGUAGGAAUUAUUAUUUUUUUAUGAGUAUAGAACUCAUACUACCCGUUAUCGUUAUCACGUUGAUAUGAUAACACAGCUGUCCGAGGCCCCGAGUCGAGCCUUGUCCGCGCGCAGUUGGUAGUGAGUGCGCGUAGCUGAUUGAUUGGAUUUCUACGUUCGGGAGAGCUCAGCCUUAAUGUGUGCAUUGUUGCAUUGUUGUGCUUAGUACUGAUUGCGUUUCUAAGCACCUAAAAGUAUGGCUCGAAGAACGCUCAAACACUUUCAGGUGGGAUGGUGGUUGGUUCGGUUGUGGCUAAUGAGCGGUCUAAUGAUGCCGGUAAUUGUGUACGCGUCCGAUGAGCCGCUGCAAACGGCAAAAGUGUGUCAGUAUAUGCAGUGCACUGUUAGUGAGAACGAUGGCGCGCAAGUGCGGCUACGGUUUAAUCACACCAUGUGGAAACAAUACAGCGGUUCGUUAAAUCGAGAGUUCGACUUUACCAGCUGGAGUUGGUCCGAGCUUGAUAGUGUGGCGGAAGCGAACCCCACGCUGGAGGUCACUUUCAAUGGCCUGGAAGUGCCGCACGUCGAUAUUCUGCAGGGACAUGACGGCGUGGUCAGCUUGAAUCUGGACGAAAAUCAAAUAACCGUGGUGGAGGCAGAAGCGUUUGUCAAUUUCAAAAUGUUGACCGUGCUGUCAUUACGCAGAAACAUGAUAACAGCGGUGAAUGAGUUAUUUUAUCUGCCCAACAAACUCCAACGGCUGGAUUUAUCGAACAACUGGAUCAGCGAAAUCAAUGGCUUCAAAUCAUUCACCUGGGGUGAGCUAAGGCAUCUCAACCUCUCGCACAAUCGCAUCGAGGCGCUGCGCACCGAGCUGUCCAAGCUGGAUGCACUGGACACACUGGACUUGUCUCACAACUCCAUCAAGAAAGUUGACAGCAAACCUAUCAUACUGUCCCGAUCGCUGCGCAGGUUACUUUUCGAUCACAACAAAUUCACCGCAUGGCCGUUCGAUUCGCUACCGGAUACGUUGGUUGAGCUUUCCCUAAGCUUUAACGAGCUCGAAACGACGAAAGAGGGCCACUAUGUACGACAUCUGGAUCUAUCGAGCAAUCGAUUGGCGAGCUUUUGUGGACACUGUUAUCCAGCGCUCGAGGAGUUAGACUUGUCGGGCAACUAUUUCGACACCAUACCUAAGCUGAGCAAUGCAACAGGCAACAGCAUCCGGAAGGUUUCUUUCAACCGAAUGCCACACUUACAGUCCGUGGAGAAGACUGCUUUCGAAGGAGCGGCAAAUCUGCAGGAGAUUGAGAUUUCCUUUUGUCCUCGACUUUCCUACAUUGAGCCACACGCGUUCACUGAUCUUAAGCAAUUGAAAAGGCUUGAUCUCAGUUACAACGCACUACAGCAGGUGCCGGAAGAUAUGGUCCACUGGAAGCAGAUCACCCAAGGUGUCGAUCUGCAGGGUAAUCCGUUCAACUGCAACUGCUCGAUGCAGUGGUUCGUGAGCAAAGUCAUCCCGGCGAUGCAUUCCAAUCGCGAGCUACACAAACUGUUCCCCAAGCUGCGCUGCGCUGAACCGCCCAUGUACAAAGACUAUCUCUUGGUUUAUCUAACCGUGCACGACAAUUUACUUUGCCGCAAGUAUCGUGAAAUGGAUCUGCCCGGCAUGGAGCAGGUGGUACAGUUGAUGCGAGAUCAUCGACAGAUGCAGAUGGUGAGGGCACAGAAAAUUAUACUGGCCUGCCUGAUUGUCGGUAUCAUUGCGAUGAGUCUCUACUUGGCGUACCUUAAGCUCAAUCGGCCUCGGUACCGGGUAAGACCGAUCUACUACCAGUGAGUGUUCAAAGAUUAUAGCGUUUAACUGCAAGGGCGCAAGCAUGACAAAUCUUAACUUUCGUUAGCUUUAAGUCGUAAACAAAACUAAUACACGAAGCACACGUGAUAUAAGAAGAGCCCCUUUUUUCGUUUGUAAUAUGUUUCGUCUUUUAUUUGACAUUCAACAUUCGGGUUUUCCAAUAUAUAGUCUGUCUGUUGCUACCAUCUCUACACUCUGCGAACCUUGCGCGCAGGAAGUACACUCACACGCACACACUUACACAACGUUCUCCGGUACUGCUGCUCGGAACUAAUCUUUGUCCUUUUCUAUGCUCACAUCUGACCACUGCUAAAACGUUAAGAAGCAUUCUUGAUUCCCUUUUUCUUCCAACUCGUAUUCGAUUAUAGAUUAAUGAUACCUCCCGCAGGGAGCCGCUAAUGAUACGCGCUUUUGCAAAACAAAGAAAGAAGCAGCACAACGCGCACAACAAAGUUAUAAAGUUAUUCCAAAUCCUCUGUCUUUUCUUGUGUUAAGUUUUUCGGCUUUUUUCCGGCAACAGCAUAAAAUUUGGAGGGUGGGGAAGGUAUUGUUUAAAUAUAUUUGUUAAUUUUAGCCUUACUGAGAGCUUUGCUAUAUGCUUCUAACGUAUCUAUCAUUCGAUAAUGGUCGUUUUAGCAAUGGGGUUUGGAUAUAUUUCUUUCUGCAUUUCAUGUUGCCAAACGUUGCGAUAAUUUCAAUGCUUUUUGCUUUUCAUUUUUUUGUGUAAUCGGUUUUAAUAUAUAGUUACGCCACGUGAUCGGUACCACACUCCUCUUCAAACGCCUGGAUUGAUUCUAUUCGAUUGAUCGGUUAGAUGCUGUCGUGUUCAAUGAUAUAUUUAUAUAGUGUUGUAUGAUUGUAUUUCCAAGGAAGAAACUUGCUCGCAUUGUGAGCCAUCGAUGUUGGUAGGUUUAAACCACGGUCGAAACGAGUAUGAAGUACCCACGGCAAUUAAUUGGCGUACAGCAUGGGGAUUAAAUGUUUGUAGCUUCAUCGGUCGUCUCGAAUGCGACUUUCGCUACUCAUUUCUUGUUCUAUAGCCAGAGUAUAGUGUAUUGUUUUGUUUAUAACGGUUUCCUAACUAAAAAAAGAGUUCUAUCAUUUCCUCUGUUUGCUCUGAUAUUGCCUUUGUAAAUGUAAAAGUCCUGUAUAAGAAACUGUGACGCAUUCUCUUAUUUCUACCCCGGGUCGUUGGUCGUUAACACGUGGGCGGGUGUGCGCUACGGUGUUGUCGAUAAAACGCAUCAAUUGCUUUCGUCGUUUGGUAUUUGAUACAGCUUGAUACAGCGUGAUGCAUGUGUCUGUGUGUUUAAAGAGAGCGCGCGACCCAACGGUGUGUUCCAAAUGGUGUUCCAAAACACUUAACCAAAACCCUAUAUUACUGUUCCCCUCGAGUAAACCUAUCUUUGAGCAGUGUGUGUGUUGUUGUGAUGCAAUUGUAGUAAAUUGCGAACGUUGUGAUGGAAAAUUUGCGAGAAACCUCUCCAUUUCUGUGUUGUUUUUUUACAACAUUUUGACUAAAUAUCUUAACACGUAUCAUCACCUGCGUGCCUCAUGGCCAGGUGAGCGUUUUGUUGCUGUUGUUGUUGAAUAUUUGGUUUAUCUAUCAACAGUACACGAUCGAGCUGUUACUAAUGUGUAUUUUUUUCUUCUAGUACGGUAGAGAGUACGUAAAUGGCGCUAAAAUAUCGCAUUAAGCAGUAAUAUAAUCCUCACUCGCUACAGAACAUUGCAUAUGUUUCUCUUUUAGGUUAAAACAAAUUUAAAACUGCAAUCCUGACUCAUGCUCCAUCCUUUCACUCUCUCUCUCCACUCUUUCUCUCUAUCUCUCUAUCUGUCACUAUUUAUAUGUCUAUGACUUUAUCAUAACCAGGGCAGGAUGGUUAAGAUGAUACUCCAUCCCGCAUUCCCCCGCAGUAGUUCCUGCCACACAUUUGGUGUAUGCUAUUAAUUGUUUGUUUGUUUGUUUGUUAAUCUACACUACGGUCUCUGUUCUGGCAACGAAUACAUUUUUUAAAAUGCUUCACACUAUAAUUAACGCAUUGAUGCGGCGUAAACUAUUUCCCUCCCCCAAACGCGUUCCGCUUUCUUUUUCUAUACUCAUCUUUAUUCCCACUUUACACACAGCAUAGCCAGCAAUACAGUUUAAAUGUUUCCUUCCCUUCUACCUGACUUGUUUUUUCGUUCAAUCUUCUCGUUUGUCUAGUUUGUUGCAUUCGUUUUGUGCAUAGGUUUAAGAAUUAAAUUAGAUUUACAUUCUGUGCCAUGUGUCUUUUUGUUCCUCUACAAUGUUUCUCCCUCUAUGCGCUGUUUCGCAUGCUUCUCACACAACAAAUGUGCCAUCGAUUUAUCGAACUCUUGCUACACUUUGAAAUCGUUAUACGAUUAUGUUUUCCUUUUUACUAAACCGCUUCUACCGCUAAUAACCACACGGUAAAUCUAUAAAAUUAUUCAAUACAACUCGGGGCAAAGGAUUACACAGAAACUACACAUUUAAAUAUCAAACAAAAAAACACCGUUUGCUCUAUUCACUGAAACCUCCAGGCGCUACAUGAUAACAUGUAGCACGGGAAUUGAUUGCAAUGUUUGCUUUCAUGACACUAUAUAUAAUACAAAAACGAGUGGAACAUAAACGGACAACAUAAAACAACAACUGGUUGCGGGAUUCGUUAUUGCAAACACACUUAUCAAGGCAAAACGAAGAAGAAGCAAGAAAACAAAACAAUAUUGGCUCUAGAGUUUGCUGUAUGAUAACUGAUUAUACGUUUAAUAUGGCCUAAGCUUUUAUGACGCUUCCGGGAUUCAUUAAUCCUUCGCUUAUGUCCUUUUUGUUGUCUACCUCAUGGAAUGAAGACUUUCCUUUUUGCUGCUAAAAAGCGUAUAUUAAUGAUAGUUUCUUUGCCUGAAAUGUUUAUUGCGGGCAUUUGUUUUUGAUGUUGCUUUGCGAAAACUAAACCCCCGGCGUUGAGCUUACGAUCUAGAACUGCCAGAUGAUGCAACGCUCUCUCCUAACGCAUUCGCCGCUGCUGAUCUCAAUCGAACGUCGUCCAGUUGUUGAACGAAGCUUUGGUCGGUCCGUUGUUCACGAUCUUGCUACCACCAUUGCAGCCCAUCUGUCGCCCGUUGGGAAGAACCUGCGCAUUAACGGAAGCAUUGGUCGUACUCGGUUGGUUCUCUCCCUUGCCAGUGCUACCGUUCACGUGCAGCAGUGCGGGCGCUUGCUUUUUUGUGCUACCCCCGUCCAACAGUGAAAACUUGUCUAGACCAUAGUUUCGCAGCAGUUCGAAAUCGUCCGAAACAUUGCUUUCCCGGGCACCGGCACCAGCACCAGUGGAUGACGCUGUGUUGCUAGAGGGCCGCUGUGAUUGUCCAUCGCCUGCCGCCAUCGUCCCUAGUAGUGUCCGAUGGAAUUGGUGUUGUUGUUGUGAUGGUGGUGGAUGGUGGGCGGAGUGCGGUGUAGUGGCGACGUUUUGUUGGUAAAGCGGUGUAAAGUAAGGAUAGAUGGGAUUAUUAACGCUCAGGCCGGUAGGCAUCGUUACGCCGGACGCCGCGACGACAUUUGCCAAGCCGGACGCAUAGCUGGAGGGUGGUGUUAGUGCUGCUGAGCUGGAGGGUAGAGCAUGCGCGUUGCCGGCAGCGGCAGCGGCACCACCGAUCGGUCUGGCCCGUUCAUUGAGCGGAUCGAAGUCCUCCAGCUCGAAACUCGAGUUGGUGGUGUCGAGCGUGAUUAGAUCAAGGGAUUCAUCGUUCACCGCCGGCGGGGUUGUGCUGCUGCCCGUCCCGGACGUGGACGCGGGAAAGUCCGGCAUGUCACCGUUUUGAGACUGCGAAAUAUAGGGCGAUAGGAGCGUGAGAACACGGAGCGGUGUAGCAGUACGCGGGUGUGUGAAGGGGGGAGAGGUGAAUGUGGAUGUUUUGGGGGUGCACAGGGUAACAACCGGUUUCCCUAAUGGAUGGAUAAUUUAAUGGGGGGAGGAAAUCGACCAAUCGACCGAAAUCACUGAAGCGAUUGAUUCGGCAGAUUUUGCUCAAUAAAACGUUCUACUAAAACCAAAAGCACGGACACCACGGAGCAAACUUGGCUUAUACUAAGAUUACAACGAAAAGUACAAACAGUACGAGUCAUCGAAGAAGUUAAAUAUACGUUACACGACUCAAGAUACUUAGCAACUGACGCACAAAUCUAAAUCCACAUUACUCAAGUAAAAAGCAUUUAAACGUAAAACUCGUGCCAUAAAAGUCGAAGCAAUCAAAUCAAAGCGCAUCGGCGCAGUUAAAAAUUAUAAAUAAAAAAAACAAACAAAAACACAAAGCUCGCUUGAGAAAAUGAGAUAAAAACCAUUACACUAACUACUAGCAAUAAAAGUCUACCAGGCAGUAAAACAUAUUCGUUUAGUAAGAGUCAAACAGUAAAUUAAAUCCAAAAAUGAAAACUGAAAGUAAGACUACCGUUUAAGAUUAUAAAAAUAUAAUAAAAUAGAAAGACGAUAACGAACCAACUAUAAACGGUAACCCUAUUUAGUCCAGACACUAUUUCUAUUCACCGACUAGACUAAAUGAAAGACUCAGAAAAAGCGUUUGUAUACGUUUUUGAUGACAGUAUGACCAAACACCGAAGCAGUGAGAAGAUAUAAUUUCCAAGCGAUAGAGAAUAGAGAAAGUAAUACACCGAGAGAGAGAGAGAAAAAAAAGAGCUCAGAUGAUGCCCCACCGAUAGAUGAUUUUGGAGAUGAUCGUGUAUGCAUGGUACUAAUAAUAUUUUCUUCCCCAAAAAGGCUUCCCAGGAUAUGUGUGUGCGAAUGACGACAUGAGAACGAAAUGACAAGAACGAUGAUCAUGAGACGUGAGUUGAUUUGAUGUGAAAGCAUGAAAGCAAAACACAAAACUGUGCCACACAUAACAGCGAUCGUGAUGAUCUCGACAGAUUCUCGAUGGUAUGAGAACAUAAUGGAAAA